Lichtheimia ornata is the source of this 918-nucleotide messenger RNA. RefSeq lists its product as uncharacterized. Gene Ontology annotation, biological process: regulation of transcription by RNA polymerase II. Gene Ontology annotation, cellular component: nucleus. Lineage: Eukaryota; Fungi; Mucoromycota; Mucoromycetes; Mucorales; Lichtheimiaceae. The transcript has a single exon. The record is from RefSeq and is a predicted model, not a curated record. The coding region runs from base 1 to 918 and encodes 305 amino acids.
AUGGAGACUACGCAUUUCCAGGUGCCCAGUGUACAGUCGUCGGAAGCCAAACCAGCAGCACAACAUGUAUUGAAAGUGGAACCUUUCCGUAUCCCACAACAGCAACAACAACAACAACAGCAGACGUGUUACUCUUCUACAUGGGCUUAUCCACAGCAUUUCCUACCACCCAUUAAGGGAUACAAUCGUAGCUAUGAGCAUCCAUUGAGUAUUGACAAUCCUCAUGAUUCAUUAUCCACGUUGAUUGAUAUUGUAUAUCCGCCUCAUCAAUGCUCUUUAUGUGAUCACGUUUCCACCACAUCCACCGAGGCCAGAAAUCAUCAUCGCGAACGGCAUUCAUCUAUACCACAAUUCUCUUGUCUGCAUCCACAUUGCGACCUCGUAUUCAAAACUCGUGCCGCUCUCUUUUAUCAUGUACAACAAUCCCAUCUCGUCAUUUGCACCACCAACACUGACAACAUUUACACACAACAAGAUUGCAUUUCACCCAUCUCGACACCCGUCGAUACUUUAUCAUCUUCAUCACCAUCACCGAAACCGGAUACGCCAUCAUCAAGGAAAUCAGACGCUUAUUCACCUUCAUGGCGUGUAUCAUCAUUUCCAAGGAUAUCCACCAAUAGGGCACCGCGUGGAUCGAAAAAGAUUACCCUUUCACCACACAUUGACUCACGACUGAAUGCCAUUUAUCCACCAUUACAAUGUCCUUCUUGUCAUCAAAAAUUCAAUCGAAAGACAAAUGUCAUCAAGCACCUUACAGAUGAACACUACGGGGAAGAACCUUAUCGAUGCGUCAUUCCCGGUUGCACACAUCCCAAAUACUAUGCUACUCGUGAAGGACUUGUCUAUCAUACAUUACGUGCUCAUGAUUCGAAUUCAUCAACAAAAACCACUUUUACUGCAUCAUCAACAACAACAUAA